Juglans regia (Persian walnut) is the source of this 1073-nucleotide messenger RNA. Its product is annotated as NAC domain-containing protein 48-like. Gene Ontology annotation, biological process: regulation of DNA-templated transcription. Gene Ontology annotation, molecular function: DNA binding. Bases 92 to 751 code for a protein of 219 amino acids. The transcript has 3 exons. The record is from RefSeq and is a predicted model, not a curated record. Lineage: Eukaryota; Viridiplantae; Streptophyta; Magnoliopsida; Fagales; Juglandaceae.
AUGUUAUUAUAAAAGCUGCAAUAUUAACGUCUCCGAUUACUCGUACGUACGUUCGUUGUUUAAUUCAGUCGUUCUGAUCAUCAUCAUCAUCAUGCAGACUAAUUUCUUCGGCAAUAUUAUACCGAUGAUCGGCUAUAUGUAUAUAUAUAGCAUGGUAUAUAUAUAUACGGGGGCCAACGUGCAUGGAUCAUUCACAGAUCAUGAUUUACCACCUGGGUUUAGGUUUCGCCCAACAGAUGCAGAGUUGGUAAAACACUAUCUGCGAAAAAAGCAGCUUUCCAUCCCACUUGCAGGACCAGUUUUUCAAGAAGUUGAUGCAACAGAUCUUUAUUCCACUCAUCCCAAGUGUUUAGUGAAAUUCCUGGAUGGGGAGAGAGAAUGGUUUUUCUUUAUUCACGAAGAUGACAACUCUGAUCAUGACAUAAUAAUUAGAAGAUCAACAAAAGCUCGAGUACUUGCUGAAAAUGGAGGAGGGUUUUGGGAAGCAUGGAAGGAAGAGGAUCCCAUAUGCAAUGAGGAUGGAAAUAUCAUUGCCUGGAAGACAGAUCUCACUUAUUUUUCUAUGGGCUCUAAUUCAAGAGCAAAGAAAACACAUUGGACAAUGCAACAGUACCGAAUAGUACUACCUCAUGAUGUUGUUGGAUCAUCAUAUAUCAGUAGUACUGCAGAUCAUGAGAAACAUUCCCAGAGAGAGGGUGUAUGGGUAUUGUGCAGACUCAGAAGAGGUAGGGAGUACGAGACCAGUUUUUAGCAACGUGCAGCCCAGUUUUUAGCAACGUGCUGCUUGCUUGCUAUCUUUUGGCUGCAGUAUGAUUAUUUUUCUAUAAUUUAUUGGAGUUAUGAAUAACCCUGAAUCAUCAUGCAUGCAUGUAUCAAUGGCUAAUAUAUCAGUUGCCAAUAAGCUACGUACAACGUCGAAUAAGGGUGUUGGCAGCUCAUGAUAUAUAUGGCCUGUCGAUGGAUCGAAUGGGGAAACAAGAGUUUGAGUCUCGACCGAUGUUCUCAUUGCUAUAUAUAUAUAUAUAUAUAUAUGGGCACGUUUAUUUAUGCAUAUGAUAUUCUAGCCUUCACUA